AUGAGGGCCGUCCUUCUUGGCCGGCUCUGCUUGGGACGCGGCUUUUCGCGCCUUCCGCGACAUGCCUUUACUCCAUCAUGGCGACUGCCUGUCAAGCGCAUCCCGAGACGAGGGCCGAUCAUCGGCGGGGUGGUGAUGGCCGCCCUCGCACCCGGCGCAUUUCUCAGGCUCGCGGAGGACUCGAAUGGUGACGAGAAGACGGGUGAGAUGCAGAUGCUGGAGGCUUCGCGCGAGGAGGUCCGCAAGAUGGUUCCAAAGGAUGCGCGAGGUCUUUCGAGGCUCUGUCAAUCACUCUGCGUCUUCUGGUACUUCUACGUCUACGAUCCCAUUGCGACUGGAUUUCGUUUCUUGCACCUUGCUGUCAUCUUCAUACCUGUGGUCAUUACUGUACCAGUAAUAUGGAUCGGACAAAAAGUUGGGAGCCACAAUAACGCGCAGACUGGCACGCUCUGGUGGUAUCGGUUCCUGGUGAAGGCUAUGGAGCGCGCAGGUCCUGCUUUUAUCAAACUUGGACAAUGGGCUGCAUCGCGCACCGAUAUCUUCCCUCCUGAAAUGUGCACCAUCAUGUCUUCACUCCACUCGCACGCCCCGGCCCACUCACUCGAAGAUACGAAACGAACCAUCCGGAAAGCUUUUAACGGCAUGCCCUUCGAGGACAUUUUUGAAGAAUUCCAGGAGGAACCUCUCGGAGUUGGAGCCAUCGCCCAGGUAUACAAGGCAAAAUUGAAACCAAGCUUGGCCUCCAGCAACCCAGAGCUAGGCCAGGAAACCACCACCCUAGGAGAGAAGGUGCGGAAAAAUGUGGAUGUGCUGGUGAAGAGCUCACCACAGCGAGUACCAUCAUCCUAUGUCGCGAUCAAAGUCGUCCACCCUAGAGUCGAGAAGAUGAUUCAUCGGGACUUGCGAAUUAUGGGAUUCGUCGCCUCUGUGAUCAACGCCAUUCCGACUAUGCAUUGGCUUUCCUUCCCCGAUGAGGUCCACCAGUUUGGUGAGAUGAUGAAGCUCCAGCUGGAUAUGCGUAUCGAGGCAACCAAUCUGGUCAUAUUCCGCGAGAAGUUCAAGACUCGUUCCACAGCCUGGUUCCCAUAUCCCUACAUGGAGUAUACUACUCGCGAGGUGCUUAUCGAGGAGUUCGCACAGGGCAUUCCGUUGGCAACCUUCCUGGAUGUCGGAGGAGGUGUUUUCCAGCAUGAGAUUGCCAACGAAGGACUGGACGCCUUUUUGCAUAUGCUCCUGAUCGAUAACUUUGUGCACGCCGAUUUGCAUCCAGGAAACAUCAUGGUUCGCUUCUACAAGCCCAGUGAACUUGACCUGUCUCUCCAGAAGCAUUCACGUGCCACAGAUGCUCCCACUCGAGCAGAGGUAGACGUGACCGAGGCCGUUUUGGCACGCCUACGCCCGCAUCUCGGUAACAUUGCGGAUUGGGAGUCUGCGCUGGCCACACUCUAUCACGAGGGAUAUCGCCCUCAACUGAUCUUCAUUGAUACGGGUCUCGUCACUCAGCUCAACGAUCUCAAUCGACGGAACUUCCUAGAUCUCUUCCGGGCCAUUGCUGAGUUCGAUGGUUAUCGGGCGGGGCAUCUGAUGGUUGAGCGUUGUCGCACCCCAGAGGAAGUCAUCGAUCCUGAAAUCUUCGCUUUGAAGAUGCAGCACCUCGUUUUGAGCAUCAAAUCGCGCACAUUUGCCCUUGGCAACAUCAAAAUUGGUGACGUUCUUAGUGAAGUUCUAACGAUGGUUCGUAGCCACCACGUUCGAUUCGAAGGCGACUUUGUGAACGUCGUCAUUUCUUGCCUCCUUCUUGAAGGGAUUGGGCGAAGCCUUAAUCCCAAUCUAGAUCUUUUCAAGAGCGCCCUUCCCAUUCUCCGGCAGCUCGGCACCGGCUCUACUUUCUUACAGACAGUGCGCUCAGGCGACACCUCGAUGCUUCGGGUCUGGGUUGGGCUGGAAGCGCGCGGGUUGCUGCAGGCCAGCAUCGAAAGUGUAGAACGGUGUGUCAAAUACGACCUGCUGUCGCCGAAUAUCUAA
Penicillium canariense is the source of this 2025-nucleotide messenger RNA. RefSeq names its product ABC1 kinase family protein. Lineage: Eukaryota; Fungi; Ascomycota; Eurotiomycetes; Eurotiales; Aspergillaceae. Bases 1 to 2025 code for a protein of 674 amino acids. The transcript is spliced from 3 exons. Gene Ontology annotation, cellular component: mitochondrion. The record is from RefSeq and is a predicted model, not a curated record.